CAGCAAACAUCAACGAGAUCUCUUUAUAGCGCGCAACCUAGAAGGUGGAGUUAUUCACGUGGAAGACUGUGGAAGACCUUGAUAAAUCAAAAAAAUGAAGUCGUGGGUAACAAUAGUUUGGUCACUGUUGGUAAUUUUAUCAUCGGUGAGUGCUGAGAAAAAUUGCAACAUAUCGAUCACGGAGCUGACCAAGCUGCAGGACAUUCUGGAAAACAUGGAUAAAACCAUUUACACUAGAAUCGAAGAACAAAACAGUGAUUCUGAAUGCCGCAAACUGCUGAAACAAAUCAACUUGAGAUUGCGAUCGAUGACGCAGCAGUACAAGCUCAUGAACAAAGGAUAUACUAGUGACGAACAGCUGAAGGAUAUGGUUAAAGGCUAUAAGAAUCAAGUAAGCACCCUGGAAGGCGAAAUUGCUCAAUUAAAAGAACACAUCGAAGUUGAUCAACGGAAAAUUAUCGAUGAACUAGAAGAGCAAAUUGGAGAAUUGGAUGAAACAGCAGGUAAACUGGAAAACGAACUGCGUUCCGUAAAAUCCAGAGCGGAUGAAGUCAGAAAAGAGCUGUGCAUCGAAUAUUUGUCUGCCAAUAAUUUGGAUAACGCCAUCCACCAUAUGAAGAAAAUGACUUCUCGUUACCUCAUGACCAUUAUUCAUACCAUGGUUAAGCACCAUAAAACUUCCAACUUUGUAAAUCUUAUCCUUUUCGCUGCUGAAUAUCCGGAUUUGGACGACCGAGUAGAAGCGUUCAUAACUCUUCUCAACAUAUCAUUUGUCGACAUGAACGUCAAAGAGAAGGAUUUGGUGCUUAUUGAAACAAUGGUUUAUCGAUUGCUCGAUCUAGUCGUUGAUGGAUCUCAAAUCACCGACGAAAAGUUAAACCAGAUGAACCAAAGCUCGCACCUUUUCGCAUCCAUGGCUUCCGUUUCCUAUAAGAAAUGGGUCGAUCAGCUUUCAGAAGGAAUUUUGCAGGACUUGAAGGUUCAUUUCGAAUCUUUUCAUCCGAAACAGAUCGUUCAUUUAGAUACUUUUCUGAAGCGCAAAUUUCUUGAGUUGACGAAUAGCAUGGCAAAGUUUGAUAUGAUACGAAAUUACGUCAAGCUGCUAGGAAUGACCCACGGAAUCAACCAGCAUCGAGCUGCGCUGAUUUUGCUGGAUCAACAGAUUUCCUACACGCUGAUGACGAUUAUGUCUAUCGGUAUGGACGAUAGUUUUACAAAAUCUGAAGAAAUCAAAACUAUCGUAGAAAUGAUCAAACCAAAACUGCCCGAAAGCUUGAAAGUAAUUGAAAACUGCACAAAGGCUAUACAGAUUUUCCAAAAACGAUCCAACAAGUGUAUUCAAAUAUCUAACCAAGUGGUAAAACAAUUCAAAGAUGUGUACCAAAAAAAACAAGUUGGAAAUCUUCAAAAAAUUGUUGUAACUGGUAACAGAGCCGAUUGUACUACGUUCCAAAUAGCUCCAACUCAGGAUAAAAGAUAUGUUGAAUUUAAAACUGCCGAUGGAACCGCGCUUUCGGCAAUUGAUUCAUUUACUCCCAAUAUUGUUUCCUACACCAGCUACGUGGGAGUCAAACAGGUUCCCUUGUCAGGGUUCAAGUCAGAAACCGAUUCCCGCUGGUUGAUUGAGCCGAACUAUAGGAAUAAUACCUUAAAAAUUACUUCUGAAUUCAAUGUGUACUGGCAUAACAGGACAAGGGACUACCUGAUCACAGAAUCGAUCGAUAAUGCUGAUACGGUGGUGCUGCAAAGAUACGCCUAUUACCAGGUGGACUUUGAAGGAAGAGAACGGCUGUCGGAUUGGAUUUUGAGGUGUUCUAGUAACGCAUGAACGAAAAUUCCAACAUAUUUUACAAGGAAACCUAAAAAAACAUUGUGAGUAAAAAUAUGAAGUUUUAAAAGAUAAUGAGCGAAUAAAGUAGACACAAAAACAGAUAUCAGCGUUACUUCACUAAUAUUUCCGUAUAAGGCACAAAUUUAAAAAAAAUGUGAAUCAAAAGUCACAGAAACUAUAAAGUAUUGUAGGGAUCUAGUGAGCAUACAUGAUUAUAAUAAGGAGGCCACGAUUGUAUGACUGUAGUUCCAUCAUUAUUGCUCAAGAUGUCAAACAAUAAAGCUGUAUAAAGCCCCAAGUCUCUCAUUUAUUCCGGCCCCUACAAAUUCAGAAGUGGGAUUAGGAACAAGACAUCACCAUGAACAAUUAGCAACUUUAAGAAGAACCGAAACUCCCGUCUCUAGAAAACUGUGAAUCGUUCCGGAUCUGCCGGUAGGAGCUGAGGGCCAGCUGUUCCAGACACUGACGCUGCUACGAUGGCAGGCAGUGGUGUAGCCGGAGAUGCCGGAAGUUAAAUUUUUCUGGAUUUGGUGAAAUAUGGAGUUUGUUGGAACUUUUCCAGAAUCGUCAAGAAAUAGGAAACGAUCCGGGUGCUAUGGUAAGAGCUGAAAGUGCAGCUGAGGCUUCCAGGUACUGAGGCUGUCAAUAUGGCAGGCAGUACUGGAGCCAUAGAUCGCGGAAGUUCGUUUCCUCUUCGGACCGACGGUGGAAAGAGCAUAGGAGGAUCUUCAUUAUUUCAACGCUGAGAUGUUCGCAUGUUCCAACCAUCAAGAUGGGAUUAUUGAAGAAAACACCCCUGCUGAAAAAGUGUCUGGAAAGCAUUCUAAUGAAAACGAGACGAAGAAUUCAGUUCAAGGAAAAUAAGUCUUCUUUUAUAUUAUUUAACAUUUUUUUAUCAAUUUUAGAAAACUUACAUUUUGUAUGUUUAGAUUUAACAAAAUUUUAAUUCUUUUUGUAUAGUACCUACAUCGAGGGCGAUGUUAUUUAUCAGGAUGGCCGAGCUGUAGGGAUCAAAUAGGCAUAGGAUAGAAUAAUGUAUAAAAAUCA
This is a messenger RNA of Uranotaenia lowii, 2878 nucleotides long. RefSeq lists its product as uncharacterized. NCBI's taxonomy places the organism in Eukaryota, Metazoa, Arthropoda, Insecta, Diptera, Culicidae. The transcript has a single exon. The record is from RefSeq and is a predicted model, not a curated record. The coding region runs from base 95 to 1828 and encodes 577 amino acids.